This is a messenger RNA of Encephalitozoon intestinalis ATCC 50506, 432 nucleotides long. RefSeq names its product 60S ribosomal protein L26. Bases 1 to 432 code for a protein of 143 amino acids. Gene Ontology annotation, cellular component: cytosolic large ribosomal subunit. The transcript has a single exon. The record is from RefSeq and is a predicted model, not a curated record. Gene Ontology annotation, molecular function: structural constituent of ribosome; RNA binding. NCBI's taxonomy places the organism in Eukaryota, Fungi, Microsporidia, Unikaryonidae. Gene Ontology annotation, biological process: ribosomal large subunit biogenesis; cytoplasmic translation.
AUGAAGAACUUGAGGAGGCAGAAGACGUCCAGCAGAAGAAAACAGAGAAAGGCACACUUUGCCUGCAACAUUGGAGAAAAGAUAAUAAGAUCAUCGGCACGUCUUUCCCAUGAGCUUAGAAAAGAAUAUGGAUUCAGGACAUUUCCCUUGAAAAGCGGAGACACUGUUCUCGUGAAGGGAGGUAAGUUUGACGGGAAGGAAGGAGUAAUCACAAGCAUCAACUACGAGGAUUACAAGGUGUAUGUUGAAGGAUGCUUUGUGACAAAGAAUGACGGGACAAAUGCAUUGGUACCUAUUUACCCAUCCAGGUUGACCAUCACCAAGUUUUUCCUUGGAGAGGGCAGGGAUCAGCAGCUAGAGAGGAAGAAGAAGGCCCGGGAAUACAACAUGGAGAUUCUUAGAAAGAAACAGGAGGAAGUUGCUACUAAUUAA